AUGGCCGGCCCUCGCUGCCCGGCGUGCGGAGGCGGCUUCGUCGAGGAGCUUCCCGCGGCCGCGCUCGCCGGGCCCACCGCGCUCCACUCGUCGUCCGCGCGUGCCGACCUCUCGUUGGCCGAUGCCUGGGCGGACAUGCGCAGCGUGCUCUCUCACCGCUCCGAACGCCUGCGCGCCGAGCCGGGGUCAUCGCGGUCGUCGUCGCCGGACAUCGGCGGAAGCGCCGCCAUUGCGCGCGAGGCCGCGUCGCCCCCUCCCUCCCCCUCCCCAUCCGACGGCGGCGAGGCUUCCACUGUUCCCACCCGCGCAGGCCGCUCCCCGCGCCGACUACGCGACGCCUCUCGCCGCGUCGCCCUAGAGUCGCUCGAUCCGCUCGACGACGUGCUUCCCCUGGGCUCGCAGCAUCGCACGAGCGGUCGCAGGGAGUCGCCGGGCGGCGUGUUUAGCGACUACGGCGACGGCGAGGACGGCUUGGCGCGCUUCCUGCGCGACAUGUGGGAGGAGUCGUCGUUCUUGGAGGUCGCCACCGCGCAGCUGCGCGCCAGAAGCGCGCCGAUGAGCGACACGCGCCAGGUAGCGGGCAGUGACGAGGAGAGUAGCGACGACGGCGUGCCGCCACGUGUGGGUACAUUGAACGCAGCGCCAGCUGCAGCGGGCGUCGUCGGUGGGUCUGGCGAGUUCUCGGGGCGAGAGGGCGACUACUUCCUGGGGGACGACCUCAGCGCACUCGUGGACCGCAUUGUCACCGCGCACCCUGCGGCCCACACCAGCACGCACACGCCAGCGUCGCGGGCAGCAGUGAGGGCACUGCCACUGCGGAUUGUGCGCGAGGAGGACGUGGCGGGGGGUGUAGUGGCGUGUGCGGUGUGCCACGAGGACAUGGGCGUGGGCGCCGUGACGCAGCAGCUGCCGUGCCGCCACGCGUACCACAGCGACUGCAUUCUCCCCUGGCUUGCGCAGUCCAACACCUGCCCCGUCUGCCGCUUCCGCCUGCCCUCCCAGGCCGAGGCCGAUGCCGCCCCUACGUGCCCCUGGCACCAUGGCGCCCUGCUGGGCGCUGAGACGCGCCAGGGGGCUGGCGGUGGUAGGGGCUGGGAGGGUGAGGAGGUGGGGGACGGUGUGGGGUGGUGGGGGGGUUUGGAUGGCAGCAGUGGCGGCAGCAGGGAUGGGGAGGGGGAGUGGGGGUGGCAUGGGAUGCAGCAGGCGAGGCAGGGCGGGGGUGCAGCGUCAUGGCAUGCGGCAUCCUCCUUCUCGUCGCUGCUGCAUCAACGCAUCCACACUGCUGCCCCCACGCCCUGGAGCCAACAGUAUCAUGCCCAUGCCCAUGCCCACGCCCCUUCCCAUACCCAUCACCAUGCCCAUGCCCAUGCCCACGCCCCCUCCCAUACCCAUCACCAUGCCCAUGAUGCAUCCCACGCCCACCGCCCUGCCCGUUCGCCCUCCACGGGCCUCGGGCCCUCGGGUGCUGCCUCCUCUGACUGCUGGCCUGCCCCCUCCGCUGCCUCUUGGCGCGCGUCUGCCUCCUCUGCUCGCCCCUCGCCUCGCGCCACACACAUGCCACUGCAUGGCGCGGCGCAGGGCGGCGUUGGGGACAGGGGCGUGCGGCAGGGGGGCAUCGAGGCAGCGAGGCGUGGCAGCGAGGCAGUGAGGCGGGCGGUGGGGUCGUCGUGGGAGGCAUAUUUGAUGCGGCAGCGUGCCAGGCAGCUGGGGGGGGAGAGACUGGCAGGGGCAGCCAGGCAGCAAGUGGGGGGAGGAGGCAGGCAGGGGAGCGGUGCAAGGGAGGGGAUGCGGGGUGGUGCUGUGCAGGGGCGGGGGGAGGGCAUGGGAGGAGGAGGAAGUGAGGCAGGGCCGUCGGUGGGAGGGGCUGGGGUGAGUGAGAGGCUUCCUGCUGCUGCUGCUGCUGCAGCGUCUGAUGGGCUGGCAGUGUGGCGCCAUGACCUGAUUGGUGCAGCGAGAGGCACUGUGUUUGCUGACAGGGGGGAGAGGGAGAGGAGGUGGGGAGGUGGGGCAGUGGCGGUGAGGGGAAGGGUGCAAAGGGAGGCCACAGGGGGCAGCGUGGGUGCGAGUGGCAGUGGCAGCGGCAGCGGCGGUACGAGCUCAGAUGAGAGUUGCGAUCUCAGCGAGGGUAGCCCCUCGUCCCCCCCGCUCACUCCCUCCUCUCUGGCGCCUGUGCUUGGCAGCAGCGCACAUGGGUCCCCGGAGGGUGGUGUGGGGUGCACAGAAGCAAGGAGGGAGAAGCGGAGAGCGAGGAAGAUGCAAGGGAGGGAAGUGGAGGGUGCAGGGAGGAGGCAGGGGGGCGGCAUUGAGUGGACACCGCCCUCCCGUUCCUCCACUUCCCCCUCGCUCUCCCCCUCCUCGACCCUCUCCCCCUCCCCCUAA
This is a messenger RNA of Closterium sp. Naga37s-1, 2379 nucleotides long. The record is from the annotation of a GenBank genome assembly. Lineage: Eukaryota; Viridiplantae; Streptophyta; Zygnematophyceae; Desmidiales; Closteriaceae.